Balearica regulorum gibbericeps (East African grey crowned-crane) is the source of this 1867-nucleotide messenger RNA. The record is from RefSeq and is a predicted model, not a curated record. NCBI's taxonomy places the organism in Eukaryota, Metazoa, Chordata, Aves, Gruiformes, Gruidae.
AUGGCAGUGCAAAAAUCAUUUAACUGGAAGCACCUCUCCUGUCGUCUGCCUUCCUUUGCAGUCGCCUUUGGUCUCUACUUCCCCAGGAAAGAGUACUCGGAGAAUGUCUACAUUGAUCAGCCAGCGGGUACGCCGCUCCUGCGCAUCCAUGCCUUGAGGGAUUCACAUGGGGAAACCGCCCACUUUCAUCUGUGCCAGAAUCUCAUCAUUUCUCGAGCAAGAUCCCAUGAAAAUCAUUGGUUUCAAAUCAGAGAAAAAACAGGACUUCUCUACCUCAGCAAAAACCUGGAUAGAGAAGACUUUAACAUGCUGUCUGUAGGAAACUGGAUGCCAUUAUCAAAGGUGAUGCUGUAUGUCUUCCUUUCCUCCCACCCUUUCCAAGAGAAGGAAUGUGACUCUGCUACGCGUGCCACGGUUUUCCUCUCCUUGAUCAAUGCUACUGCACCAGCUUGCAGUUCCCUGACAGCGAGGCAGCUUUGCUUCACAGAAAUGGAUCUCUCCUUUCACAUCAAAGAGAAUAAACCACCUGGCAUAUUUCAUCAGCUCCAGUUACCCUCGGUUCAUCAUCUGUGUCAGAAUCUCAGCAUUUCCUACAAACUGCUGGCAGCUGAAGGUAUGCCCUUUCGAUACAAUGAGAACACCACUGGUGUGAGUGUGACACAGCGCCUAGAUCGAGAAGAGAGAGAGAGAUAUGAGCUGAUUGCCAAAUGUACCGCGAGAGAGGGCUUCAGGGAAACGCAGGUUGAGGUGCCCUUCCUGGUGAACGUGUUAGAUGAAGAUGACUCUCCUCCCUUCCUUCCCAAUGGCACUGAUACUGCAGAUGCUGUCGUGGAGUUCAACAGGAAGGAGGGAACUGUCCUUGCAACGCUAACUGUGUACGAUGCGGACACCACACCUAUUUAUCCCCUUGAAAACAGCAGAAAGAAAUACACAGGAACCAUCAUUACCGAUGAUCCCUGGAUAAGUGAAACGUUUCGGGUAGAGCACAUCUUUGAUGAAAUCCACUUCAGCCCAAAUGGCAGCCAAGUGAGGGGAACUCAACAUGAGUACAAACUGGUACUGAAUAAAAGUAUUUCAGUCACAGAGCAUCGUUCCUUCCAGUUGGAUGUUUUGGUGAAUGACACAGAAUUUCAUGGCCCAGAAAGAUCGGUGAUGCUUCAUUUCAAUGUCUCCAUCCUCCCUGUCAGCAUUCAGUUUCCAAACGUGACUUACCAGUUCACAGUGAACAGAAAUGCUGAACGUUUUGCACAAAUUGGAAAAAUCUGCAUCGAAAACUGUAUGAAAUUCCAUGGUGUGAACAUCACCUACAAGUUACUGUCCCCCAACGUAAGCUGCUAUCCCGUCAGUAUACUUCAAGGCCGAGAAGACAAAUGGGGAAGCCUUUAUGUGAAUGAUUCCUCUGUGCUACGCAGACCUGAAUGCAAGGAAAUACAAUACACUAUUCAAGCUACAGACAAGCAGAGCAGGAAACAUACCAAAACCCUCCUCACUAUUGUCCUGGAAGGAACUCUUUUAAAAAAAGAGGAGGACUGCCCUGACUCCUGCGCAGAGAGUAAGCACCGUGCUGAAUGUGAAGAAUGUGGUGGCUUGGGUGUGCUAGCAGGAAGGUGCCAGUGGAGACAGGGGAGUGGAAAAGGCAUCACCACAAACUAUUCCACGUGCACCCCGAGUAUCAAGACUUGUCCGGACGGCACCUGUGAUGUGAUCGAGAGCAAAGAUCUGGCUGUGUGCCCCCAAGACUGCACAAGUGGAAACAUUAUUGGUGGUCAUGGGAAAGGCACUGGAAAUCUUGGAAUUAAGUCAGGACAUGGGAUUUGUUACUGCUUCCCAAGACAGAACUGUUUUUGUGAGAAAGAUGAUAUCAAGG